CUCUCUCUCUGAAAAACAAAAAAAUCUCCAACUCAUCCUCUUCUUCUUCGUCACACCUCUCUCUCUCUCUCUCUCUCUCUCUCUCUCUGCGCUCAUCAGCUCAUUUACUCUGCAUUUCUUCCCAUCUCACACCAUCUUCGCGUGUAAUCAAUCUCUCUCUCUAUCCCUCUCCCUCUCGCUCUCUAUCUGUCUGUCUCCGUGAGGCUGGGGCAAUGGCCUUGGAGUUGCUGCGCAGCCUCAGAGGUGUCGUUCUCGGCGGUUCGGGGGAGUCUGGUCCCACCUGCUCCGACCUUCUAGGGCAUCGCGGCUGACUGCUCCAUUUGAUAUCGCGUUCGGCUUCCGAGUCCCACAACCCGUGAGCUCCUGUCCUGUCCGUGUUCUCAUUCCAAGUGAUAGAGCAAUGUGUGGGGGAUCGGAGAGAUUGAAUCUUAAGCAGACCGAGGCACCUUCUUGCCAAGAAGGUGGGAACUUGAACUCUGGUAUGACUGACUCUAAUGGUACGAUGAAAAGAAACAGUUCUUUCUCUUGCUUGCUUGAGUUCGCUGCUGACAACGAUGUUGAGGGUUUCAAGAGAUUGGCCUGCGAUCUUUCUGCGAUUUCUGAGGUUGGAGUUUGGUAUAGUUACCAAAAGGAUUCAAAGCACAAGGUCCUAGAGCAGAGGACCCCUUUAAUGAUCGCUGCAAGAUAUGGAAGUACUGACAUUCUUAGAUUAAUUACUUCUGUACCCGGUGUAGACGUAAAUCAUGUUUGUGACCCUGUAAAGAGCACUGCCCUCCACUGUGCUGCUUCUGGUGGAUCAGCUAAUGCUGCCGACGUUGUCAAGUUACUUCUGCUUGCUGGGGCCGAUGUUAAUGCUAUUGAUGCCAAUGGAAAUCGACCAUUUGAUGUUAUUGUUGCUCACCCAGAUUUUCCUGGUUUGAAGCUUCAUCUGCAGAAACUUCUGAGCAAUGGUGAUGCUAUUGGUCAAAAUGAUCUGCAGUCUUCCAUGGCUGUCUCCAGAUCAAGUUCACCAUCACCAUGUGAAACUGACUUAGCCCUGCCUGAAAUUACUUGCAAUCCAAAUGAUGAACCCUUACAAUCCGCAAGAGAGAAGAAAGAUUACCUGAUCGAUCCAUCUUUCCCUGGUAUAAAGAAUAGCAUGUACACAACAGAUGAAUUCCGGAUGUAUGUGUUCAAGAUCCGACCUUGUUCUAGAGCUUACUCCCAUGAUUGGACGGAAUGCCCUUUCGCUCAUCCAGGUGAAAAUGCAAGGAGAAGAGACCCCAGGAAGUUCCAUUACAGCUGUGUCCCAUGUCCGGAGUUUCGUAGAGGUGCUUGCAAGAACGGAGAUUUAUGUGAAUAUGCUCAUGGAGUCUUUGAAAGCUGGCUUCACCCUGCUCAAUACAGGACUCGGAUAUGUAAGGACGGGAUGAGCUGUGCACGGAGAGUUUGCUUCUUUGCCCACACAAAUGAGGAACUACGACCCCUUUAUGUGUCUUCUGGUUCAGGAACACAUUCCCCUCGAUCGGCCAAUUCAGCAGUUCCUACCAUGGAUAUGGCCUCUGCCUUGAGUCUGUUUCCAGGAUCUCCCUCUGCAAUUUCUGCCAUGUCAGCUCCUCCAUUUUCACCGCCCAUGUCUCCCACUGGUAACAGUAUGCUUCAAUCGUCCAUGACUCUGUCUCAGCAAAGUAUGCCAAUGCUGAAUCUCCCAACAAGCAGGCUGAGGUCUUCUCUCAAUGCCAGGGACAUCCCAGUCGAGGAACUAAACUUGCUAAAUUCUCCCAUUCCAAGCCCGCCUGUUCGCUCUAAAAUUGUCACUCCUUCGAACCUCGACGAGCUCUUCUCCUCCGAGGUCUCGUCUCCCCGGUGCUAUGAUCAUCGCUCCUCUUCAUCUGUACUUUCCCCGAGUCACAAGUCAGUCCUCCUCAAUCAAUUCCAGCUGCAGCAGCAGCAUGGCAUGUUAUCUCCAAUCAGAACAGGAGUCUUCUCUCCGAAGAAUGCAGAUCAUCCUCUUAUUCAGGCUUCAUUGCAUGCAUGUUCUCCUCGUGGAAUGUCUCCAUGUGGCAUUGAUCCUCUAUCCCCCAUGAGCUGUCGCCUCUCCACCUUCGCCCACUGCGAGAAGCUGCACCAGGAGCUGCAGAGCCUCAAGUCUCGGGAAUUCGGUCUUAGCGGAACUAUCGGCUCGCCCAUCAAUUCGAGGCCAAAGUGGGAUUCUGCUGUCUCUGCGACAGUAGAUUGGUCUGUUCAACCUGAUGAUCUGAUUCCAUUGCCGAAAUCUAGCUCGAAGGGGAAUAAAAGGGAGCUGCCCGAUUUUUCUUGGGUUCAAUCUUUGGUUAAAGAAUCACCUUCUCCGUUCAAGACACGGUCGGAAAUAGCAAAGCCUAACUCUAACCCGAACCCUCUGAUUGAUUCCAGUGAUCAAGCAAUACUGGGAGCAUGGCUUGAGCAGUUGGAGCUCGAUAAGAUUGCUUCUUAGUGAAGAUCUGCAGAUGCUGAGAGAACUAGGAGGGUGAGAUGUCUCGCGGAAAUAAGUUAAUUCCUUUAAUCAUUUAUUUGUUGCCAUUAGAGAAAUCAGGAAGAGGGCUAAGUUCGAUCUGGGUCUUCUGCAUCGACUCAGCCUUUGUAUUGUUUCUUGAUUUCUGAAUACCUUUGUUUUUCUUUCGAAAAUAUCUGUUCUUCAAUUUGUUUCGAGUUCAUUAGGGCAAUGUAUCUGUUUUAUUGGGAAAGGAAAUUGUUACAGAUGGGUUCCUUUUGUGAUUCAAUUGUUACUGGGGACAGAUUUAUGAAUUAUUCUUCAUGUGUAAACAUUAUUUAUGAAUUAAUUGAUCUUCUGUUCUU
Molecule: messenger RNA, 2817 nt
Organism: Punica granatum (pomegranate)
Lineage: Eukaryota; Viridiplantae; Streptophyta; Magnoliopsida; Myrtales; Lythraceae
Source: RefSeq, a predicted model, not a curated record